Amphibalanus amphitrite is the source of this 2294-nucleotide messenger RNA. RefSeq names its product U3 small nucleolar RNA-associated protein 15 homolog. Bases 357 to 1934 code for a protein of 525 amino acids. Gene Ontology annotation, molecular function: protein binding. Gene Ontology annotation, biological process: positive regulation of transcription by RNA polymerase I; rRNA processing. The record is from RefSeq and is a predicted model, not a curated record. Lineage: Eukaryota; Metazoa; Arthropoda; Thecostraca; Balanomorpha; Balanidae. Gene Ontology annotation, cellular component: nucleolus. The transcript is spliced from 9 exons.
CGUGUAAGUACUGCUCGCGGAACAAGAGUUCGUCGACAAUCCUCCACAAACGUCUGUCACCAUUUUUCGUAAUGCUAAACAGCCGGAGCGUACCCCCCUGGGUCACCCCACCACAAUGGGCCUGCAGCAGCUCCUGAUGAACUACCCAACCCAGAUCAGAUGAAGGUAGUCGUCCUGCCUAGAACAGGGAGUUCAAGAUAAACAAUACCCAUAAGAGCGCUUUUCGUAUGCUUUAAAUUCAAGCGCUGAUUUUGAAGUUGCUGCGCCAGAUAUGAAACAUCAAGAACUCCAAAUAAAAUCAUAGCGCUACAGCUCCUGCGCACAAGCUACAAAAAAGUCCAUCAAUUGAUUAAAGGAUGGGCGAAUUUAAGAAAACCUUGGUGAAACAAUACCCAAGACAAGGAACAGGAUUAACUCCUGAUAACAUCUAUUGGAAAAACUUCAAGUUUCCAAUCACAGUUCAGGAGUUCGGCUGUGCUGAUUUCGUCCAUUUCUCGUCGGAUGGGGACUAUUUUGCCGUGACUGCAUCAGCACGGGUCAAGGUUUACACAUGCAUCAACAAUGAGAUAUCCAAGGGGCUGAGCAAGUUUUCCAAGACGGCGUUCGGCGGACGAUUCCGGAAGGAUGGCCGUCUGCUCUGUGCCGGCAGUGAAGACACGAACGUUCGAGUGUUCGAUGUCAACAACAAACAUCUACUGCGGGAGUUCAAAGGACACGACAGGCCGGUGCACCGGUGCGACUUCACUGCCGACGGGUUCCGAGUGGCCAGUUUCUCCGACGACCGCACCGUGGCGCUGUGGGAUGUCGGCGGCGAGGCGCGCCUGCACGCGCUCGAGGGACACACCGACUAUGUUCGCGCGGGCGCGUGCAGCCCGGCCUCGGCUGACGUGGUAGUCUCUGGCGGCUACGACCACGCCGUGCGCGUGUGGGACGCGCGCACAGCCACCUGCACGGAGAAGAUGGACCACGGCGGCCCGGUGGAGGCCGUCCUGGUGCUGCCCACCGGCGGGUUGGUGGUGUCGGCAGGCGGUACCGAGGUGCGUGUCUGGGACCUGCUGGCCGGCGGUCGACUGCUGACCCGGCUCUGUCACCACACUAAGACGGUCACCUGCCUGACGGUGUGCUCAGAGGGACGCCGCCUCGUCACCGGGUCACUGGACAGGCGGCUGAAGAUAAUCGACACGGCCUCCUAUCAGCCGGUGCACACGCUAGAGUACCCCUCGCCCAUACUCAGCGUCGGUAUUGCGCCGGACGACUCUAAGAUUGUGGUGGGGAUGUCGGACGGCCUAGUGUCCAUCCAGGACCGAAAGCCGGAGCCGGAGGGGGAGACGGCCGAGCGGCGGCCGGCGCGGCGGGCCUUCCGACACAAGACGGACACGGUCAGCCAGCCGGUGCGAUCGGAAGAGGACGAGAAGGCGUCGGCGGCGCCGAUCCGUCAGCAGCUGGACAACUACGACCGCCACCUGCGGCGCUUCGAGUUCUCGCGCGCCCUCGACGCCGUCAUGGAGCGCCAGGUGACGCGCAAGCAGCCCGAGCGCGCCGUGGCCGUGAUGCAGGAGCUGCUGCGGCGCGGUGCGCUCUCGGCGGCUGUGGCCGGUCGGCCCGCCCUCUCCGUCCGCAAGCUGUGCACCUUUGUCGGGAAGCACCUGUCGCAGCCGCGCUUCUCUCUGACUCUGCUGGACGCCGCCGAGGUGAUAGUCGAGGCGUACAGUGACCGCGUGGGCCGCGGCGACCCCGACCUCGACCUGGCGCUGGACGGGCUCCGCGCGGCCGUGGAGAAACACUCAGAGUACCUGGAGAGCCUGUACGCGCUGCAGGGCGGCCUGGACAUGCUGCUGGCGGCCGCCGCGGCCGGAGACGGGAAGAAACUGGCCGAGAUACCGGCGGUAGAGAGCUCAGAGAAAAUGGAGGUGGAGACCGUCACGGCAAGUUGACGGGGGUGUGGCGACUGGUGGGGACAGACGGCGGGGAGGGUUGUAGGUGGUUUUGAGGUGGGGACGGGGAUAGGAGGGGUUGUUACAUGACGCCAGACAGACUGUGGUAUGGUUGAUAUUUUAGAAGUGUGAGUGGUUGAAAUCUGUAUAGCUGAGACGUGUGUGACUGCCGACUUCGACCGGUAUUUGACGUGUAUUUUGUGUGAGAUCUAAACGAACACAGAUUGAAGGGCGUUUGCGUGGAUGAACAACUUGAAGUGUUGGUCAUGUUUUCAUUGUUUGCCAUCAACUCCUGCCUGCGUCAUUUCAAGCUCAAGUCGUUGAAGAACCGAUUCAAUAAAAUGAAACAUGAUCGCUAAA